CCCAAACAAACCACCUAUCACCACCAUGGACAAAUUCGCAAGCAUCGCGAAGGGUGGUUGGCACCCCGAGAAAAACAGUAGCAGCAGUAGCAGCUCUGGCGAGAAGCAGGGACUCCGUGAUCGAGCUAAAGGGUUUAUGGGCAAAGGCAACGAUUCGUAUGAGUCGGCGAGCAACCAUCAGUCCAGACCUCUUUCAUCCUUAAGGGACCCUGCUUCAUUUGGGCCUCCGCCGAAACAUCAAGGUUAUCACGGAGGUGGGCAAGCGCGUUCGCCCGGUAGUCCAGCCACGGCCGGGGGUUUUUCACAAAGACAAAUACAAGCAAGUGAAGAGCACGAAGAAGAAGCCAACAGGCCGCCACCUGGGCCGUACUCGGUAAACACGACUGGACUUUCUACAGCCCAUCUACCUAAGCCACCUGCCAGGCGACCCGGCCAGGGCUUACCAGCAGCCACGUCCCCAGCACCUGCAUCGCCAGGUCCACCACGGUUACCUCCGAGACUUCCGCCGCGACAGAACUCUCAUCCAGAUGCAUACGCGCCGCCACCCCCUCCUACUUAUCAGGAGAGUGUGCACUCGCCGCCGGCAAACGAUGCAAUGCUGAACCAGGGCGCGUUAGGCAGACUUGGCCAAGCCGGGGUUUCUGUGCCGGGCUUCAACAUUGGGCGAACAGCUUCGCCCCCGGUUCCUCCACGGAAUACCUCUCAGACCCCGCCGUUGCCGCCGCGCACUGGACAGACUCCGCCCACGCAGUCUCCGGCGACCACGGGACACGGCGGGCAACUUUCCCAGCUGCAGUCAAGAUUCUCUAGGAUGUCCACGCCCUCUCAAGGUGCGGAGACGCCGCAGCAGGGAACAACAUUUGCACAAAAGCAGUCAGCGUUCAAGACGGCAAACGCUCUGCGGACCAACCCUUCAUCCGUGUCGUUCAGCGAUAUGCGCAGUGCGGCUUCGACUGCGAACAACUUCCGCGAGAGGCACGGAGAGCAGGUUGCGACGGGGGUGCACACAGCAAAUGGACUCAACCAGAAAUACGGUGUAAUGAACCGGGUCAACGGGCUGGCAGCAGGGAGCGGGACAGCAGGGCCCAGCAUUGCAAGCCCCGUGGGGAAGAAGCCGCCUCCGCCUCCCCCGAAGAGGAAGGACUUGACCGGAGACACGGGAGGCCCGCCGCCAGUCCCAUUCAGCAGCAAGCCGAGGCAGUGAUCAAAUGAUGCAAGGGUAUCUCGGCCGUAGGUACGAGAUAGCCAAUCAGAGGCGCUACUGGAAGUAUUUUAGCGGGUCUCACAUUAACGCCUUUACCUUUACCUUGCAGCAAAUAACAGGAAAUGUUCAGUUUGACGUCCGUCACCGUGAAGCGAGAUGGUGAUACGUGUACGGAGUAGAGAAGAGACCCAGUUAGGAUAUGUAGAGCCUCUGUGUGCUCUAGACCUUUUCACCCAUACCUGGGACUCGGGAUAGGAGCUAGGCAAGGAGUACUCUGUAGGGACUGCUUGUAUCGUCCCCUGUCUCGCUAUACGGUGGAUCUCGGUUCGCGGUGACGGAUAUUGGUCGAUAUCGGCUGUAAUUAAACUCAACAUCAAGUUCAGUCAAUAUACUAACGUCCGUCAC
Messenger RNA from Aplosporella prunicola CBS 121167, 1609 nucleotides. RefSeq lists its product as uncharacterized. The transcript has 2 exons. Gene Ontology annotation, cellular component: actin cortical patch. Lineage: Eukaryota; Fungi; Ascomycota; Dothideomycetes; Botryosphaeriales; Aplosporellaceae. The record is from RefSeq and is a predicted model, not a curated record. Gene Ontology annotation, biological process: barbed-end actin filament capping. Bases 26 to 1204 code for a protein of 392 amino acids.